AUGCCGUCUCCUGCGACGCCGCACCGCCCCGCUAACCGGGGAGGGAGUGCGAAAUCGACUCCAACGAAGCCGCUGGACAUCGGCCAGCCGCUGGGGGUUCACGACACGAACUCGGUUCGCUCCAGGGUGCGCCAAUGGCAGCAACAGGGCGGAGGAGUGAUAACGAUCAACGAUGGGGUGUACGACGAUGAUGACUCGGAGAAUCACGUUAAAGGCAAGCCCAAGGUGGCUAAGGGGAAACUGGAUCAGUUAGAGAAGUCAGACAAGGAGAUGUCAGACAAAGGGAAGCCCGUCAAGGGAAAGCCUGACAAGGGAAAGCCCGACAAGGAGAAGCCCGACAAGGAGAAGCCCUACAAGGAGAAGUCGGACAAGGAGAAUUCGGACAAAGAGAAGGAGAAAACGAAGGAGAAACUGAAUGAGAAGCUUCCAGCUGUACGAAAACGCAGUCACAGCACACCGCGCAAACGAGUCAUCAGCGACGAGCAUUGGAGGAAAAAUCGCUCGACGCAGACGCCGUCACGCAACCUGCCCAUUCCGAGGCGUAUUAAUGAGUACACGACAAAUCAAGACUCUGGCUCGCCACGAGCCAAACGAGACAAGAAAGAUACCCUCGACAAGACCAGAGAUCCCCCCAAAUUUGGAGCUUAUCGUGAUGAUGGGGCCCCGAGAUCGCCAACCCGGGAAUGGAAGCGUUCGUCCGCUCGGAAGGAUGCUGAUUCUGUCGCCGGCAGCGACUUGGAGACGGACCGGCCUUCCCAGUCCAUCGUGACAUCGGAGAUACCAGAACGCCAGAAUGGGAACUCGCCACCUCCAGAAGAGAUAGACUGGGCCAAAAGCGAGGCCGACUUCUCCGAGCUGUCCCGGCGACGUGCUCGUGGUCCUCAGAAACCACCAAAGGGUGGCAUUCUUGCCCAUAUGCUGGAUGAAUCCAGGAAGAUGUUCAAAUUACCGGAGCCAGAACCGCCAAAGCCAAGUCCCCCUCCCACAGGCACUCGUGGAGAGAAGAUUGAAGCAUGGCUCUCUGAGACACCGGAUCCCUUUGUGGACAACGUAAAUCCAAAGAAUGAUAUGCCUGGCCCGUUGGAUAUCAAGUCCGCCCGAGCGAGACGGUCACAGCGCAUGGUGGAUGAAAUUGCAGCAAGCAAUCCAAUGUCAGAACUGUCUCAGGAGAGCGAGCCUCGUCCGAGGAGUAGUGACUCCCGACCCAAGAGCUCCCACAGCCGACAUUCCAAAGAACAAGGUGACGCUCCGUCAUCCGAAAAGUCUCGCAAAUCCCACGAAUGCGGCAUGGACACGGUUGAGAAGCCACUGGCCCUCAAAAUUCGACAGGACAAAGACCAACUUCGCGACAAGCCAUAUGAGGAUAGCCUGGCUCCAUCAGAGUCCGACUUCCAGCCCUUCUCAGACGGUGGCUCUGAGGUUUCUGGAAACAAUGCUCCCGUUCCGGUUGGCCGAAAGAAGCCCUUUCCAAGCACGGGCUACCACCGGCUCUCGACAAUUGCCUCAGUCGAAACCCUGAGCACUCUUCCUGAAGGAUCCACUCUAUCCGAAAAAGUUGCGGAUAAGAAGUCCAAACCUCAGACCGUUGAACAGUUAGAAGAAGCUGCUGAAGAGAAGGAUCAGUUCGAUCCCGACUCUCUGCCGGCAGUUUCUUCACAACUCCAGCGACGCCUUACCACUCAUAAGGAUCUCAUGUCCGUACUAUCGGGCCCUGUCUCACGGAGCGGUAGUACUCGGUCCCGGCGGAGUAUUCGCUCCAACAGAAGCCGUCUGGCCAAUGCAACCAUCCCCGAUCUCCUGGCUGAGCUCACAGCCGAUGAGACCAAAUAUAUGCGUGAGCUCAAAACACUUGUCGGUGGUGUUAUCCCAGUGCUGCUCACUUGCGUUCUAUCACGAUCCGACUCGGCAAUCGCCGCUGGUCUAUUCCGGCCCUCGAUGGAUCCAAAGGAUGACCUAAACUUCUCGAAGCCUAUCGUCAAUAUGGGUGUCGCUAUCGAGCGCCUGAAAACACUGCACAAGCGAAUUCCACAAGACAAUGCUGAUGCACUGCUCACGUGGGCCCAGGGUGCUCAGCGAGUCUAUCGUGAAUACCUCAAAGCAUGGAGGCUUGGGUUCAAGGAUGUCAUUGUGAACCUCGCUCCUUUGGAAGAGGGUGACGAAGGAGACAGCGCUGAGACAAAAAGCUUGGAUGAAGGCAUGGAGCGAGAUGAGCAUGGAGAUGUGAUUGGCUCUGACGGAGAGAAGGUGGACGUCGCAUAUCUGCUGAAGCGGCCCUUGGUCCGAUUGAAAUACCUUGCGAAGAGCUUCAAGGGAAUAAACCACCUGCAACCAUCCGCGAAGGCUGAGGAGAUUGCAACCGCCUACUCAUCACUCGUGGCUGAUGCUCGCAAGCGAGCGCGAGCUGAGAGGGCAAGGCUUGAGGAUGAAUCCGCCGCCAGCAUUGACUCAACCCGUGCUCGAGACCCGAUGACCUUGGGUCUUUCCCGCAAUGUGACUGUCGACCAGACUCGCCGUGUGCGAGCCCGCGACUUUUUCAACCUCUCUCUAUAUCACUCUAGUGGUCAGUUGGUUGACUGCCGAGCCGAGCUCUUAUACCGAGACAAUACAUCAGGCAAUGGCCCUGGUGGCGACUUGUUGAUCUGUGAAAUUGACCACUCAGAUCGCUGGUUGCUCUUCCCGCCGAUGGAUCUCCGAUGCGUUUCCGCCCGCAAUGGUGAUAGCCAAGGCGAGAUUGUAGUUAUGCUGCGCAGUGCCCCCGAAGAAGAGAAGUACUGGCAGGAGUUGAUCUCACUCCGCAUUGAUGAAGUGGAAAUUGGCCUUGAGUGGGUGCAAUUGUUGGGCCAAGACCCCAUCCCUCCGACGCUUUGCAGGAGCCAGAGUUUCAUCAGUCGAGCCAAGCAACACAAGGCUCGCAAGCCCAGUGCCAGUGACUCUCCCCCAAGAACGAACCCCAGCGACAUUGACAUUCCAAUCGGCGAGAAAGCCGUUAGCAAACGUCGCUCCCUCACGCCCAAAGAGCACUACUCCGAGCCGAGCACUGUCAGCUCCUCUGUUACUGAAAACAGAAGCUCCAUUGUCUCAACAGCUACUCGGGAAACGGAGUAUACUGCUGGUGGGUCUGAAACUUCUAGCAAACAAGCUGCCCGCUCUGGUCUGCCGCUCUUGCCUUCUACUAUUAGCCCCGAAAAGUCUCCCGGGGGUCUCAAGAGAUCUAAGGCGAAGAGACAUUCUCGGCAUGCAGAUAGUCCGGCAUCAGAGACAGUCUCUCCCAAACCUGUUGGCUCGGGUCAGCUGGUCGAGUCCCCAGCACCCCUUCCAGCAGGUGGCAGAUUUUACGGUGGUGACGAUGCUGCAAAGAAAACAGCCUCUCCACAGGAUAAGUUUACUCAGAAGGCACCUCAAACUCCUCGUCAGAAAGAGUCUCCGGAGAGGGAAUCUCCCCGGGUUUCUUUGACUCCUUCGGCCUAUCUGCCUGUGAUUCCCAAGAUCCGCAGCACUAGCAGCCAAACCCACCUGUCAUCUCCGUCUACCAUUGAGCCUGGCGAAGAGGAGGACUAUCCUCCAUUGGAAUCCUUGCCUGGUCAAGAGUCCCCGGAGACACCCACUAAGUCCAGCAGAAGAAGGUCCCGGCGAAAGUCGAAGCACCAGGAUGCUCCUCCACCGCCGCCCCCUCAUCGUUCGCCGAGCUCUUCUGCAAACAAGCUCUCCAAUACUACUGUGCUCAGCCCAUCGGGGGUUCUCCUCAAGCGCCGGGGCUCCUCCCCUCUGAAGCAUGAAUAUGAGCCUUCCACUGCUUCGGACUACUCGGACUCUGACUCGGAUGCAUCCACCGUCCGGCACUACACUUACUCCUCUUCGGACUAUUCGCGAUCUGUAUCCGACUCGGACUCUUACUCUUCAGCAUCUGAUGAAGAAGGUGAAGAGCCGGAACUUCCGAAGCCAAGAGCAUUUCAGUCCACUACGUCUGACACGAGCUCUUUGUCUCCUUCCAACUCUGCUUCGCAAGGCGGCUACCGUACAGUGCCAUUGCAACCUACCAAGUCAACCAAGGCGAUUGCAUCUAUCUUUGCCUGGUCCAACAAGGGUAGCUGGGACAGCUUAGUUCCUGACGAGUGCAACAUUAUCGUCAGCCCUGGCCUGAUUGAGGCGUUUGGGAUGAGUUCCGAUUCGGACUCAUCUUCCCCCAACCGUACUCCUCGGUCGUCGAGACCGCUUAUCUCCAUGGAGCUCACACCACUGGUCCCAAUCCGCCGAGGAACUGCAAUUGACAUCAGUAUACGUUCACCUCCCACCAACCGCUCCAAGAUCACCUCGAGCAACAAUAUCAUGUUCCGCUCACGCUGCCCGGACGAAUGUGAUGCUCUCUACAGCCUUAUCAACCAAGCCCGCAUCAACAACCCGACCUACAUCGCCCUUCAAAACGCACGUGGCCCCGUAUAUGACAACCAUAUGCCUACCUUCGAGCAACCUGCCGGCAAAGCUGAAGGUAGCUGGUUCGGCUUCCCUCGCCGCAGGAAGAGCUAUCGCGCCUCUGACUCACCACGCUCCCUGGCCGAAGGCUCUGAGAGUAGUGUUGGAACUAUGAGCAGCGCCUUCUCCGCCCUCAAGCGCUUCGGCGGCGGCAAUAAAAUGUUCAACAUCUCCCGCUCGACUGUGACAUCUCGCAGCGGCCGCGAAGGGAGUAUCUACUCGGGCUCCGGGGACUCGUCUAACCCCUCUCCGUCAUCGGGAAUCGGCCGCAUUGCCGCCGCCAUCAAGGGCGCUGAUGGAAUCGGCCUUUCCAACGCCAAGAUCCGUAUUUACCUGCGCGAGACUGCGUCUAAGUGGCGUGACAUGGGCGCUGCCCGUUUGACCAUCAUGCCCGCACCGCCCAAGAACCCACCCUCUCGCCCCGGCACCGCCGUCAGUGGCCGGAGCGAAGGCAGCCGCGACGACGACAGUAGCUCCCCACCAAGCUCAGGCGCAGCCACCCCCCGCCGUGAUGCAGACCCUGAGAAACGCAUCAUCAUUCGCGGCAAGACGCGCGGCGAAGUCCUGCUGGACGUGUGUCUACCCGAAAGUGCAUUCGAGCGUAUUGCUCGCACCGGUAUUGCCGUCUCUGUGUACGAAGAGAAUGAAGGCGGCGCGAUCGCGAAGCAAGGUGGCGUGGGUACAACCACCCAGCGCAUCUACAUGAUUCAGAUGAAGUCCGAAGCCGAGGCAACCUAUACAUUUGGCCUCGUGGGAAAGCUGCGGUAUUAG
Molecule: messenger RNA, 5241 nt
Organism: Penicillium canariense
Lineage: Eukaryota; Fungi; Ascomycota; Eurotiomycetes; Eurotiales; Aspergillaceae
Exons: 1
Coding region: 1-5241 (1746 amino acids)
Cellular component (GO): nucleus; site of double-strand break
Source: RefSeq, a predicted model, not a curated record